UUGGGUUAGAUCCCCUACAUUUGUCGCACGCUAGCAACUCAGGUGAAUUCUCCUCAAGUUUGCUAACCCUCAACUUUCAAUCCAUCGUGGGGUGCUGUCUGUGGAUUUGUCUCCCUUGAUGGAAUGCAGACACUAGCGGUGGUUAUAGUUCUUGUGGUGUGUGGCGUGAGUGUGGGGGUGUCCACUGCCCAGUCAACUACCACACCCCGACCCACAGCCUGCUCGAGCUACAUCGAUGGAUGUGGCCUCAUUUACCGCUCCUCCCCCAGUACAAGACGAGCAGUGUUCGAGUACUACCUGUGUGUGAAGAACACGACACAAUGUAGCGAUGCUGACGGUCACGGUCUUCAACAACAAACGCUCGACUCAGUGCUCACCUUCUCGCUGUGUAAUGACGGCGGUCAAUAUGCUGGAGCUUCCAGACAGACCAUGUCCCUGCUCGCCGUCCUUGUGACCUUGACAUUGUGGCUCACGAACCUCAACACCUCCUCGUGACAGUCCUGACAGUAGUUUUAGGGUCAAAGGUCGCGAGGUCAAGGGUCAUGUGGCACACAAGUCGUCACGUGGUAUUUGAAAACAAAGUGAUGUAACUAUUCAUUCGACAACCAAAAGUGAUUCAAUUACUUGAGUUAGAUGACUGGCGGAAAUGUUCACACCUGUGUAACGUGACGCUGGCUGUCUGCUGUUCAGUGUGACUUUAACAUUUCACCAUACAACUUUGUGUGACUUUAACAUUUCACCAUACAACUUUCUCGCUGUAAGUUUGUUCUUCUGUGUGGCGGAUACUUGUUCUUGAUACUUUUUUUGUAAACCUUUCAAGACCGUGUGAAUGUAACUUCCAAUAUUUGAAGAGAUAAAUCUGAUGUGUAGUAACCGGUGAGAAAUAUCUAUGACGUAUCUCAGCUUCAUGUGCACAGUUCUACAGCUGCUAGUCUGUAUGUUGGUCUCUACGUUCUUCUCUACAAGUUAGGUAACUCUACAGUAAUUAUAAAAGUGUAGGUAGAUCCUGGACUAUUCCCCUUGAUUCACGAGGUUUUUUUUUGUUUUAAAUUAAACCUCUGGGGUGUUUUUUUUUAUCUUUGACUAAUACAUAUAUAUUUGAAAUGUAAUUGAUUCCAUUUUUUUUUUUUUAAAUCAGGUUUUUCAAAAAAAAAAAAAAUACAAAUUAGUCGGGUAAUAAAUUUUAGCAGCAUUUAUUUGUGUCAUGUGUCCUGUUUGAUCACGUGAUUUGAUUUUGUUGAUGAUGCGCACAACAAAAUCUCAAAUUAUUUGUUUAAAAAAAACGGUCAACUAAUA
Physella acuta is the source of this 1296-nucleotide messenger RNA. RefSeq lists its product as uncharacterized. NCBI's taxonomy places the organism in Eukaryota, Metazoa, Mollusca, Gastropoda, Physidae. The record is from RefSeq and is a predicted model, not a curated record.